This is a messenger RNA of Hevea brasiliensis (rubber tree), 3092 nucleotides long. Its product is annotated as disease resistance RPP13-like protein 4. Bases 219 to 2771 code for a protein of 850 amino acids. NCBI's taxonomy places the organism in Eukaryota, Viridiplantae, Streptophyta, Magnoliopsida, Malpighiales, Euphorbiaceae. The record is from RefSeq and is a predicted model, not a curated record. Gene Ontology annotation, biological process: defense response to other organism. Gene Ontology annotation, molecular function: ADP binding. The transcript has 3 exons.
CUGGUUUAUAUUCCCUUAAACUAUAUAUAUAUAUUUUUUAUUUUAAAUUUUAUUAGGCCAGAAGUAAAGCUGCUACACAGUAUUGAACACACCUAGAGCGACGAAUUUUCUCUUCCACUGGUUUGAUAAAUUCAUCCUUUUCUCUGUCUUCCCUUCCAGGAUUCGAAUUUUUAGAGCAUAAAAGAACUGAAGAAAGGUGAUAAAAUUCGAGUAAGGAGAUGGCGGUGGUAGAUUCUAUGAUUCAAAUCCUUGCACAGCAAGUGUUUACAGCUCUCCAGAACCAAGCUCAUUUUGCACUUGACUUCAAAGGUCAAUUUGAGGUGAUGAAGACUAGACUGGAUCUAACGAAGGCCUUGCUUGCUGACACAGAAAAUCUCAAAAGUAAGAAGGAAAUUGUCAAGGCAAGUUUGUCGAGCUUAAGAGAAUUGGUUUAUGAAGCUGACAACAUAUUAACAGACUGCCUAAUUAGAGAUGAAUAUCAGAAUGAUGGGUCCUGUUCUAGUUUGACAUUCCAAAAACCGUUGUUCUGGUAUCAAACAGGCAAGAAACUGAAGGAUAUUAAUGCAAAAAUGGAGGCAAUGGAAAGAUCAUUGGGUGCAUAUUUGAAAGCACAAGACUUGAGCAACCAUGGAGAUAAUGAACACCAAAUUGUGAAAUACACAACACAAGAUUAUGACCCAUCUGAGAUAAUUGGACUAGAACACGACUUGGAAAAGUUAAAAGGCUGGAUUUUUGGCACAACGAAUGUACUUCAUCGGGUUGGCAUAGUAGGGAUGGGGGGCUUAGGGAAAACAACCAUAGCCCAGAAAAUUUUUAAUGAUGAGGAGGUUACUAAACGUUAUGAAAAGAUGCUUUGGGUGUCAGUUUCUCAAAUUUCUAGCGAGGAAAGGAUCCUGAGGAGCAUGCUGGAACAACUGGAACCGAAUUUCUCCAUGUCUGAUGAGAGUCAGAUAAUGCACAAAAUCAACCAAGCUCUUGAAGGUAAAACUUGCCUAAUUUUUAUGGAUGAUGUUUGGAGGAUGAAUUUACCUUGGUGGGAUAAAUUCUGUUCAAGCCUGCAGAAAGUAAUUGGUGGAAAUAGCUGUGUUAUUAUCACUACCAGAAAUGAAGAGGUUGCAACUGAUAUGGGUGUUGACAAAUCACAAAUUCAUCAGCCCAAAACUCUGAAUAAAGAUGAAAGCUGGUUAUUGUUCAGUAAAUUUGCAUUUGCAAGGUGCAGAGGGAAACGUUGCCCAGAUGCACAAUUUGAGAAAGAAGGCAGGGAAAUCCUGGAUAAAUGUGGGGGACUUCCACUGGCAAUCAAGACAGUAGCAGCAUUACUGGCACCAAAAACCAAUUCACUUGUACAAUGGAAUGAAAUUAAUAAAAAUUUUCAUGAAUUGAUAGUGGAAGGAAAAAUUAGUUCAGUGAUGGCGUCUUUGCAACUGAGCUAUGAUGAACUUCCAACCCAUCUAAAGCAAUGUCUUUUGUGUUUCUCCAUCUAUCCUGAAGACUUUGAGAUGCAUGCUGAACAAUUAGUCCAUUGGUGGGUUGGAGAGGGACUUAUCCAGGGUAAGGGCUCAAAAACAGCAAAAGAAAUGGGAUUUGAGUACCUAUCUGAUUUAGUAGCCAGAUGUUUGGUUGAAGCUGUACAUAGGCGAGACUAUGAUGGAAGAGUCUACUGUUGCAGGAUGCAUGAUAUGGUGCGGGAAUUGACUAUUAAGAUUGCAGAGGAGGAAUCAUUUGGCAGAUUUGAUGAGCAAAGCAGGCAGAUACCGAUUGCAAAUUCUCGCUGGUUGGGUAUCACAAGCAAAAUGCACUCAAAAUCUUUAAGGAACAGCACAAAGCUCAGGGCAUUAUUAUUAAUGCCAAGCAGUGAAGUUGUCCUCGAUAGGCGCAUUGGGUGGUUUAGUUCCCUCAGGGUGUUGGAUUUCUCACUUGGUAAGCUGGAUAAUAUUUCUGUAGAGGAUUUCUUGGUUUGGAUUUGCUCUCUUAAACGCCUCGCGUAUCUAAAUCUUAGUGGUGUCUCAGGCAUUAAAGAAUUGCCAUCCUCAAUUAGAAAGCUACGAAACCUGCAGCUUUUGAUUUUAUGUGGAUGCAGUAAUCUGGUCAGAUUAAAUCCAUAUAUUACUACAUUGAAGAAGCUGGUGGUGUUGGAUUUAGGAUCUUGUGGUCUCGAGUAUCUACCCAAAGGACUAGGGAGGUUAUUCUAUCUGCAAGAACUGUCUGGAUUCAAGAUAAGCAAUCAGGCUAACAAGCAAAGCUGUCGACUUCAUGAGCUUCGGGUACUGAGCCACCUGAGGGUCCUGCGAAUGAACAUAGGCAUUGAUUCUGUAAUUUUAGAAGAUGAUAAAAGUGUCUUAUCGCAGCUCAGUAAACUUAAGGUUCUGGCCAUUGAUGCUGAAGAUUGUGAAGAUGGAAGUAUUUUAGAAAUGCUUAAUGCUCUUACACCUCCGCCAAGUCUUCAGGAAUUCUAUCUCAGGCGUUAUCGGCAUAAAACUCUCCCUACCUGGAUCAAUCCUGAGCAGCUUUCUAGUUUGCAAUAUCUUUGUAUUGAGAAUGGAGACCUCACCCACAUCAAAACCAGUCCUCAGCAUGUUGCUGAUAGUCUAUAUACUUGGAACAUUGAGGGUCUAUGUUUCAAGGUGUUGCCAAGCUUAAAGGUGGACUGGAAGAACUUGGAGCAGGAUAUGCCUUUAUUACGUUAUGCAGAGGUGAGUGGUUGCUUCAAUUUGCAAAAUUUUCCAUGUUCUGAUGACAAGUUGGUGGUCUGGAGGAAGAAUGAAGAUUGAAGAGCCAAUCAAACUUAUGGUUGACUCUUUGUAUCUCUGCUGUUGCAACCUUACUGCUCUGUUCUUGUGUGUUUCUCAUUAGAUAGGGCUACAGAGUGUUGAUCUUCUCUUUGAUUUUUUUUUGUACCUCCACUCUUGUACUUUCACUGGUUUUUUCACUUAGGAUCUGCCGCGUAGGUUGACUGUAAGGGGGAAGGCCAGUGGUUGGGUUUCAGUGUGUGACAUUUGCUAAAUUUUCCUUCCUUUUAAUCUUAAUUUUAAUAAAAUUUUGGCUCAUAAAAAAAAAAAAAAAAACUUAGCGUGAAAGACGCUAACUAUAAA